CAGCAGCAUCUGUACUGUUGGCAGGAGUGACCAGAAUAAAAACAGCAACACCAGAUAUAGAGGAGGAAAAAAAGCAAAGUACUCUAUUGAACCAGAGUCUUUGCCCUCUCUUAAUUACACAUAGUCCCAUAUCUUUUCACUUUUUUCCCCACUCUUUAAGACUUUGGGCUUGUUGUAAUUAGACAGAAGAGAAUAAAACCAGCUGAUCGGGAGAGGGGUGUGCAUUUUGGAGCGAGAUGGCUAACAGAAACAUUCUGUUGCUGCUCUGUGGACUCUUAGCACUGAUUCAGCCCUCUCUUCAAGGAGGUGUGUAUGUACCACCUGGUGCUGGGAUUGGACCAGGAGGCACUGGACCAGGAACUGGAUUCUUUCCAGGGUCUGCUGGAGGAGUCCCUUCAGGCUAUAAACCAGCUAAAGCUGCGGUAGGAGGUUAUGGAGGUGGAGGGAUUGGUGUGGGGCCAGGUGGGCUGGUGCCAGGAGGGCAUGGUGGGCAUGGUGGCUUGGGCACUGCAGGACUGGGAGCAGGACAAGGUGGAAAGCCCCCUAAACCAGGUUAUGGCAAUCUAGGCCUAGGAGCUGGAGGCUAUGGAGGAGGUGGUUACGGUGGAGGCACUGGGGGCUUUUUCCCAGGAGCUGGACAGAAAGCUGCUAAAAGAGGUGCAGGAGGCCAUCUGCUACCACAUGGAGGGACUGGAGGAACAGGAACUGGAGCCGCAGUGCCUGCUGGAGUACCUGUUAUUCCUCAGACUGGCCUUCCAGGAGGGGGUGGUGCUGGUGCUGGAAAGAAAGCUGCCAAAGUGCCAGGUGUGGGUGUGCCUGGAGGUGGACUGGUGCCAGGACAAGGGUUUGGUGGACGUGGAGUUCUGCCUGGGGUGGCCACAGGCACCGACCUUAAUCCCAAAUCAAUUGGAGGGGGGGGGCAAGGAGGUCAAGGACCAGGAGGCCGUGGGUAUGGUGGGCCAAUGCAGCCAGGAGUCUUCCACGGAUACCCCCUCAAAUCACCCAAAGUGCAAGGUGGCUAUGGAGCAAAACCCGGAGGUGGCAAACUACCUUUUGGUUACGGCUAUGGUAAUGGUGGCGCUGGCUCAAGGCCUGGGUAUCCUGCAGGAACUGGAGUUGGGCCCGGUGGCAUCUCACCUGCUCAGGCUAAAGCUGCCAAAUAUGGACUGGGUGGUGCUGGUGCUGGUGGUGGUGUUGGUGGUGUUGCUGGCACCGGUGGACUGUAUCCAGGGCAGGUGCCAGGAGGAGUGGGGCAAGGCGGCAUCUCACCUGCUCAGGCUAAAGCUGCUAAAUAUGGUGUUGGAGGGGUUGGCGGUGUUGCUGGCACUGGUGGACUGUAUCCAGGGCAGGUGCCUGGAGGUGUUGGUGGAUAUGGCGGUGCUGGAGGUGUUGGUGGUGUUGGUGGCACUGGUGGACAGUAUCCAGGGCUGGUGCCAGGAGCAGGAUAUGGAGCUGGGUCAAAGGCUGCUAAAUAUGGAGGGGUACCGGGAGGAGUACCAGGAGGAGUAACAGGGGGGGUCCCACAAGGGGUACCAGGAGGGGUACCAGGAGGUGCACCAGUUGUUGGUGGAUAUUCACCUGCAGCCAAAGCUGCUAAAUAUGGAUUGGGUGGUGUUGGUGGUGUUGGUGGCACCGGUGGACUGUAUCCAGGGCAGGUGCCAGGAGGAGGACAUGGAGCUGGUUCCAAGGCUGCUAAAUAUGGGGUACCAGGAGGAGUUCCAGGGGGUGUACCAGGAGGGGUACCAGGAGGUGUACCAGGAGGGGUACCAGGAGGUGCACCAGUGGUUGGUGGAUAUUCACCUGCAGCCAAGGCCGCUAAAUAUGGUCCAGGUGGUGCAGGAGGUGGUGUAGGUGGAGGAGGAGUACCUGGAAGAGUCCCAUUUUUCCCAGGAUAUGGAUCUUUGGCGGCUGGUGUUAAACCUCCUAAAUAUGGAGUCCCAGGAACAGGCCUAGGAGGAGGCGGAGUUCCAGGGGGAGCAGGACAGGUACUUCCUGGUGGUGCCGGCUAUGGUGGUUAUGGAGCUGGUGCUGGAGUGAAACCUCCAAAAUAUGGAGUUUCAGGAGGAGCUGGGGCAGGAUUAGGAACAGGUGGACUGGGAGGGGCAGGAGGACUACCUGGUGCAGUACCGGGACUAGGAGGUGGACAGUACUCUGCUGCUGCAAAAGCUGCUAAAUAUGGAGUUUCAGGAGGAGCUGGAGCAGGUCUAGGAACAGGAGGACUCGGAGGAGCAGGAGGGUUUCCUGCUGCAGGACAAGGAGGUGGACAAUACUCUGCUGCUGCAAAAGCUGCUAAAUACGGAGGCGUCACUGGAGUAGGACUUGGCGUUCCAGGAGCUACUCCAGGUACAGGUGUCGGUGGUGUCCCUGAUGGUUCUGCUGUUUUGGUGCCAGCAAAGGAUGCAGGUCCUGCUGGAACUCCUCAACCAGAGCCAACGCCAAUUGCUGCAAAUGGCCAGAUCACAGAGGUCCCAGCGCCCAGUGGGAAAACAAACGUUUCUGGUGGAAUUAAUCAGCCUAGUGGUGGAGCAGGUGUUGCAGUGCCCUCUGGUGGUGUUGGUGUUGGCACAGGUGGCAAAGCACCUAAACCAUUCUUACCAGGUACAGGAACAGGUGUUGCUCCAGCUGGAGGUGGAUAUCCCUACAAGGGAACCUAUGGAGCUGUGGGUGGAGCAGGAGCAGGAAUCCCACUGGCAGCAGGAAGUCAUCAAGGGGGAUACAGGCCAUAUCAUCAUGGUUAUGGCCAUGGUGGGUUGGUGUAUCCCUCUGCAGGUGGACAGGGAGGUGCUGGUGCUGGAGCUAAACCACCCAAACCAGGCUACGGCAAUCUUGGAGGUGGCAAUGUAUAUCAGCAAGGUGUGGCUGCUGUGGCUCCUGGUUAUGGAGGAGGUUACCCCCAACAGUACUAUCAAGGUGGAUAUGUACCAGCCCCACUGACUCCUCAACAAGCCAAAGCAGCCAAGUACGGCCCAUUGCAGGGCUUCCUCGGUGGUGCAGGAGGAGGAGGAGGAGGAGGAGGAGUCUACAGAGGUGGAGUUGCAGGAUGCGUGGGCAAAUACUGUGGGAGGAGGAAGUAGAGCCCAGCAGUGUGACCUCAAGAAACCAUGGUGCUACUGCAUGAUCUGGAAUGUACAUUUUAUAUGCAAACAAACCCCAUUAGAAAACAUGUAAAAAAAAAAAAUUAGUUUUUACUUACUGGACUUCAGCGUCUGAUUUUAUAAGAACCCACCGACCCAGAAUUUUGUACACACAAUGAUUAGACGUACUGUAUGUUAUUGAUAGUGUCUUUAAUCAAUAAUGUGGUCAUGUUAAUCAGCUUUAACUCCCUGUACUGCACCGGCCUACUUAAAAGAUGGAGUGUGUUUGUGUCACCACGUGUGUUCUGUGUGUGUGUGUGUGUGUGUGUGUGUGUUUGUUUUGUGGUUGUACUGUUGUGCGAAAGACUGACUGAUCCAUCAGCCGCCAAUGUGACCUAUGAACGAUUUUCCUCUCGGUUUUAAUCCUAAAGCAAGGUGAACUGUCCUCAUUGUUACAGCACACACUGUCUCACCUCGCUGUGCAGACAUCUCUCUGACAUGUCAGAGGGGUUGGGUUGGUCGAGGCUUGUCCUAAAACUGAUGAUAUCUGGCCAAUCUGUGCAUCGUCUCUGGCUCCCCAUCUUCUCUGCUGCUAUUUUUAGGCGUGCUGGGUAUAUAGCAGCGGGAAUUGGGGCUCCGGCCAACCCAUCUGCUCUCACUAACUUUGCUGAUUCUAGUUGCUAUGCAGUUCAAUUGUCUUAGCAUUUUUAAUGUUGCCAAACUUGUGAUGUAUGAAGAGCAGUUUCUGCUCUGAGGAACGACAUGCUGAAGACAAUCAAAAAGUGUUUGAUUCAUAACAAGGAACAUGGGGAAAGCAGUGUUACCUUUUGGUUGCAAGUAAAUUAAAGUGUAACUCAGAUACUACUCUGGCAUGUGCAUUAUGUAUGUGUGAAUGUUUAAUUAUAUGUCUGAAAUAGAGCACUUCAAAUGUUUAGCCUCAUUGCAGCAGUUAUUUACAUGUAUGUAACUCGUCAUUACAUGAUUAUUCAAGAUGUUUUGCACCAUGCUUUGACUCAUAGCUUUAUUGUUAUCAGGAAUGUGUGAACAUAAAACGCAUUUAUUCACGGUUUAGAAUACAGAAUAAUACAGUCUUUGUUUGAUGGGACAGCCAAAGUGUUAAUGUGAGGAAUAAGCUCUCAUUUUUCUGCAUUUACUUGAGCUGCUUUUAAAAAGGCUUACUGAGCAAAGGUUCAUGAGCUCUGUUGCCAAGUGACGCCAUCUCUUUCUGUAAUUGUUUACUGUAUUUUGUACUAAUUUGAUAUUUGCUGGCUUCGGUUCCUUCACUCGGUGCUGUCUUUGAGCCUGGGUCAGACCUUGUCUUAUGUGCCGUGGGAUACUCUUCAUCUUUAUUUAAAACUGUUUUUAUAAGGAGGAACAGUGGGGUUUUGCACUUUUUAUAUUUCCACGACAUACAUGGGACUUGUUCCAGCAUUUAUUUACUUCAACAAAUAACAAAAUAAAAUGUGUUAAAAG
This is a messenger RNA of Etheostoma cragini (Arkansas darter), 4547 nucleotides long. RefSeq names its product elastin a (gene elna). The transcript is spliced from 49 exons. Lineage: Eukaryota; Metazoa; Chordata; Actinopteri; Perciformes; Percidae. Gene Ontology annotation, molecular function: extracellular matrix structural constituent. The coding region runs from base 237 to 3074 and encodes 945 amino acids. The record is from RefSeq and is a predicted model, not a curated record.